Molecule: messenger RNA, 831 nt
Organism: Mucor mucedo
Lineage: Eukaryota; Fungi; Mucoromycota; Mucoromycetes; Mucorales; Mucoraceae
Exons: 3
Coding region: 5-820 (271 amino acids)
Source: RefSeq, a predicted model, not a curated record
CUUUAUGGCUUCUAUCAUUACGCAGGUACAACAUACUGGUAACACAAUCAAUGAAAGGAAAUCCAAGCAACAUUUACCCAGCUUGAUCAGUUUAUCUCUUCGAGGUGCCCGUAUCAAUCUGGACAAAGAUACUCUCUUGGAAUUACCCGAGAGUAUGCUUGUAGUGAUGUUUCCACAUGGGUUUGUACUAGAUGGGCAAGAAGACAGUAAGGACCGAUUUUGCACCGUGGAUUUCAAUAUGGAUUGUCUUUUAUAUGUGCUAGAUUAUUUCGAAAAAGCCAAAUCGAAUUUUAAAUCGGAUGAGUUUGCACAAGAUGCGUAUUUGGCUCAUGCAGUUGUAUCAGGUAUACCCCUGAAUCCACUCUUGACCAAACAAGCGAUUGUUGUGCUACGUGAAGAGCUGGAAUUCUUCCUGGUGCUGGAUAGCAUAUCGCCUAGUCUGAAACAAAAGAGUGGAGAGUGGCUGGUACAGCAGAAUUUGGUAUUUGAAGCACUUUUGAAGAAUGAUAAGGAUGCAGACGACAACGGUGAGAAUCGUGUAGCAGAACAUCAUCUGAUAGAUAUGUUGUGUCAUGCUGGUUUCUCUAAAAAGGAUCAUUGGCACCAUCGCUCCACAGAGCCAAAUAAAACCAGUGUCAGUAGCUUAUCUUUGGUCUCGCUUACUCAAGCCAGUCGAAUGGCCGUCGGCCAAAAGUUGAUCAUGUUCUGGAGAAAGCCUGCAAGAAAGUGUUGGUGGUCAAAGUCAAUGGCAGAUAUUGAUAAUCAGCUUAUAAAGCUAUGGUGUCGUAGGACAUGGACACUUGAAUUAAUUCUCUUGUAAAUAAAAACAGC